UCUUCCGAUGAGGCACCCGAUGAAGAGCCUUUCCAACGCGUAACCGAAACCAUAGUGCAGGCAGAUCCUCCCAAGCCGCAACCUAAGGAGUGUGUAGCCAAAAUAGCUCCCAAACGAGCUGCACCAAAGCGUGUCUAUGGCUUGAACUUCAAGAAAGCUCGCAAGACAACGCCACAGAAUACCUUGUUGUCCAAACUCUUGGAAACUGACAUACGGCAUGAAAGGAGUCUAUUGCAGUGCGUACGUUUUGUUUGUGAAAGGAAUUUCUUUGGCAUUGGGCAAAGUAGAGAACCUGCUAAAAGCUCUGAUGCUGCACCUAAUAAUGGAGAAGCAACUGAGCUAGCUUCCACUUGUGAUAAACCAGAGGUAAAACCUCAGAUUUGUGACCAUUUUUAGUUGAAAUAGUUUUAAGCCAUUACAAGUACACAUUUAAGUUGCAAAUUGA
Molecule: messenger RNA, 445 nt
Organism: Drosophila serrata
Lineage: Eukaryota; Metazoa; Arthropoda; Insecta; Diptera; Drosophilidae
Gene: Nufip
Product: nuclear FMR1 interacting protein 1
Biological process (GO): box C/D snoRNP assembly
Cellular component (GO): nucleus
Molecular function (GO): RNA binding
Source: RefSeq, a predicted model, not a curated record